AUGAUCCUGCAGAUUCUUCUUUUGCUCUUGGUGCAUCUAAUUUGUGGGAUGCUGAAAGUGGAAUGCUCCUUGAAUUUGAAAUCAGAUGAAAUAUUACAAAUGAAUUUCUACAGCUCAGGAGACCAUCUCAUCAGUGGAAUUACUUCUUCCACAGUUACUCUAUCUGUGAAAUACCGAUUUAACAUGGCUCCUCCUGCUAAAUUUUAUCUUGCAGAUUCCACAGUUUAUUGGCAUGUCCUGUCCUUCCUUUUCGCCCUUGAGGAGAUUAACCAAAAUCCCUUAAUCUUACCCAAUGUUACCUUGGGCUACAAUAUUCAUGACAGCUAUUCCAACGCAAAAGUGACUUUGGAGGCUUUGCUGGACUUGCUUUCAAAGGGAGAGGCAGAUGUUCCAAAUUAUAGCUGUGGAAAGGAGAGAAACACAGUGGUGGUCCUUGAAGAAGCUGAUGCAGACAUGUCCAUCCAUAUCUCAGGCUUGCUGAACCUCUACAAGAUCCCACAGCUUCACCCUUUCCUGUACAUCUCCCAGUAUUACAAUAAUUCCAUGGAGGGUGUAUAUUUGGAUGACAAAGGGGACCUGGCAAUUGACUUUGACAUCAUGUACUGGGAGACGUUUCCCAAUUGGACUUGUAACAAAGUGAAACUUGGGAGUCUGGAAAGAAAGGGACUCUCAGAAGAUAAAUUCAAGCUCACAGUGGAUCAGGAUGGAAUCAGAAGGGCCUUGCAGCAACAAUACAAUGCUAACAAUGAGAUCAAUACAAAAUCUUGGAAACCACAAGAGGAAUUUCUCAGCCUCAUUUCUAGUAAAUUCAUUUUGGUGAAGAUAUCUGAAAUGCUCCCUUUGCACCUGGUCUCAAUGGCCGUGUCUGAGAUAAGCUUCAAAGAUGAUCCCCUGUUUUCUAUGGAUUGUCCCAUGCCAAGGUCUCGUUGUGUGGAUAGUUGCUUGCCUGGAUUUGUCAGGCUGCUGAACCCCAUGAAGCCAGUUUGCUGUUACCAUUGUGUUCCUUGUGCAGAAGGGACCAUCUCCACUCAGGAAGAUUCUGAACAAUGUGUGAGAUGCCGUGAGGACCAGCACCCCAACAAGGACCGAGAUCAGUGUGUUCCUAAGGUGAUAAUUUUCCUAUCCCACACAGAAAAUUUGGCGAUCAUCCUUACUUCCUUUGCUUUACUUUUCUCUUUGAGCACUGGCUUUAUUUUAAGCAUCUUUGUUAAGCACAUGGAAACUCCAGUAGUCAAAGCCAACAACCGGGAUCUGUCCUACUUGCUCCUCAUUUCCCUCCUGCUUUCCUUCUUGUCUUCCUUCCUCUUCAUUGGCCAGCCAAGAAGAACCACCUGCCUUCUGCGACAAGCAGCCUUCAGCAUCAUUUUCUCAGUGGCUGUCUCUUCUCUCUUGGCCAAAACCAUUAUGGUGGUGCUGGCCUUCCUAGCCGCCAAGCCAGGGAAUAGUGUAAGGAGAUGGCUGGGGAAGCCUUUGGGCAACUCCAUUGUCCUUUCUUGCUCUAUUGUCCAAGUUAUGAUCUGCGGUAUCUGGUUGAGCAACUCUCCUCCAUUUCCUGACUCUGAUAUGCAUUCCCAGGCAGGAGAGAUUGUGCUGCAGUGCAAUGAAGGAUCGGUCACCAUGUUUUACACUGCGCUUUGCUAUAUGGGCUUCCUGGCAGCUGUUUGCUUAGUGGUGGCGUUCCUAGCCCGGAGUCUGCCUGGGGCCUUCAAUGAAGCCAAGCUGAUCACCUUCAGCAUGCUGGUCUUCUGUAGUGUUUGGAUCUCAUUUGUGCCCACCUACCUGAGCACUAAGGGCAAGUACAUGGUGGCUGUGCAGGUCUUCUCCAUCUUGGCCUCCAGUGCUGGGCUGCUAGGUUGCAUCUUUUUCCCCAAGUGCUAUAUUAUUCUUUUUCGACAUGAUUUGAAUAGAAAAGAGCAGCUUAUUCUGAAAAGCAAAACAGAAAUGUGA
This is a messenger RNA of Protobothrops mucrosquamatus (brown spotted pit viper), 1947 nucleotides long. Its product is annotated as vomeronasal type-2 receptor 26-like. Gene Ontology annotation, biological process: G protein-coupled receptor signaling pathway. Gene Ontology annotation, molecular function: G protein-coupled receptor activity. The record is from RefSeq and is a predicted model, not a curated record. Bases 1 to 1947 code for a protein of 648 amino acids. Gene Ontology annotation, cellular component: membrane. The transcript is spliced from 6 exons. NCBI's taxonomy places the organism in Eukaryota, Metazoa, Chordata, Lepidosauria, Squamata, Viperidae.